Messenger RNA from Lichtheimia ornata, 1335 nucleotides. RefSeq lists its product as uncharacterized. The transcript is spliced from 2 exons. The record is from RefSeq and is a predicted model, not a curated record. Lineage: Eukaryota; Fungi; Mucoromycota; Mucoromycetes; Mucorales; Lichtheimiaceae. Bases 1 to 1335 code for a protein of 444 amino acids.
AUGGAUGGAACACGCAUUAUCCUUGCAGCUCAAUGGGAUCAGAUGCUGAUAUCGCUCGUAUUCGUCUUACAUCUCUUCCUCCUUCACCCCUCGCAUCACUUACUCUCGUUACAACUGCGAUGGAUCCUCCCUCUGAUUUCUCCUCAUUAUGCCGACCCCGAUCUUUCCCUUGUUGACCCUUAUUUCCGUUUUUGUAUCCAAUCUUUUUGUAAUACCCUAUCCCCUGUCAUCCCCAUUUUAUUCCCUGAAAGACGUUCCAAUUCAUUAUCCUCCCUAGGCCACUUCAAGACACUUUUUCAAGCAUGUGACAAGUUACAACUCAAAGUCAAUUGGGAUCAAGCUACGCAUCACACUGUGCUGGAUUUUCCUCUCACAAGUAUUUGUACUUUUGCUGGUAAUGCUGCUGAGGCUCCCUCUCCAACAUGGAGGCAUUUUCUAGUACGCGACGCAUACAUUCUCUCCACACGAGCUUGCAUACUACGUGCUCCGACUCAUCGUGAACGAACAAGCAAUCGUUACAACAUCGCUCGUUUUCACAAAGCUACGUCAUCGAAUGGUCAUUGGAGGAUUAAGCCUUUUCUCCUCAAACUCAUUGGUACUACCCCCUCUACCCCCACCCCGCUCAAUGUCACCUUUGAUUUUUAUAACUUGGUGUCACCCAUCACUCGCUCUGGUCUCACCAUCGACAACUUCAAGCGCAAGGAUUUUCGAUACAGCUUCUUACCGCCUCUUCAAGACUUGCCCAAUGAUUACCCUCGUGCAACUCCUGGUGCAUGGUAUCGUUUUUGGAAUUCAGCCCAUAUCCCUCAUCGUGCUACAACAGUCCUUUGGCGUCUCCUACAUCACCGCAAAUCGUCACGUGCACGUUUACAUCGUCUCAUUCCCACCUCAUGCAAAUCCAACUUAUGCCUUCUUUGUGAAGGGCAUGUUGAUGCCGUGAUUGACAUCACUGAAGCGGACAAACAUUUCUUUUUCGCUUGUCCUUUUGUUCACGAAGUAUGGCGCAUCCUUGCAGCUCAAUUUUCUCUAAGCUCUUUGGUUCAGUGGGAUCACUGUGAUGUUUCAAAUAAAGAAGAGAAGAGACAAGAUAAAUCCUUUAGGACUCAAUACAACAAUCACAUCUCUACCUUGUCGAGAAUACCACCGCAUCCAACCUCUGACACCCGUGUUACAGACUCCACCAUCAUUGCUUGCGGUGUGCUGGCCAUAUGGAAGGCCCAUUGGCAAUUCAUCUACAAUGACGAGCGUUUUCAAGCACAGGCUGUUGCUGCCAAGGCUGCAACCUCCAUACUUCAAAUUGAACAAGAGCACAACCUCUUAGCUAGAAAUGUCUGA